Messenger RNA from Micropterus dolomieu (smallmouth bass), 985 nucleotides. RefSeq lists its product as uncharacterized. The record is from RefSeq and is a predicted model, not a curated record. The transcript has 2 exons. Bases 117 to 872 code for a protein of 251 amino acids. Lineage: Eukaryota; Metazoa; Chordata; Actinopteri; Centrarchiformes; Centrarchidae.
UCUCCCAGCGCCUGAAGGCAUCCAUACAGAAUGUGGAAGUGCUGCCAAACCGAGCCAGUGUGAGGCAAAGAUCAAUCAGAAUCUUGCCGGCCUGUCCUGUCAGGCAGGACGCUGUUAUGGGGGCCCAAGAUGCAGAACAGCAACCAGAAAAUGAUCAGGAUCCAGAUAUGGAGAAGGCUCACUGUCUUUACCAACAGGCACGUAAGAUAAUUCACCUGCACAAUGCAACAGAAUGUCCUGACAAGAGAAAUAUUAAUGAGUUAAGCGGCAGCGGACCUUCACCCCUUCAAGCCAGAAUGGGCCAAAGAUGUGGAAGCAAUGAAUUUUAUGAGGGUGAGAUGUCCUCUUGCAGCCUGCCUGUAACAGCACCGCCGGUCUCUAGAGUCCGCCUACCGCCAUGUUGUCCCACUGUGCGACAAAGAUUUCCAAGCCCUCCUGCGUUCAGACCUCAGACCACCUCUAGGCCCUCAUCUCGCCCAGGUUCUCCAAGAACGGUGACACGUACCACAGACAACACUGAAGAGAUCAUUCCAUCUGUGUCCUUCCGCGAUGCCCGUUCAGUCUUCUGUCUAAACGAAUCACAGAAAUCUCAGAACUGCAUCUCCUCUGGAAGUUCUGUACUUCCCAGACCAUGGGGCGAGGCCUCCCGAGGCAGGCUACCCAUGAGAGGGACAGACAACUCUACCCGUCGUACACAAUCAGAACAGAGGCCUAGUUUGACUUCCCAUUCAGAAUUUCCCAAAGAUGACACUUCAGCCUCUAGCCAGGCCAAGGGGAGACAUCCGGUUACCACAACAUAUAGGCCGGGCAGCCCUCUGAUGACAGGAGAUGACACCCAUUUGGAUCCAUGUGCCACUGUGACAACAGCCUAGAGGCCAGCUGUGAUUGGCCAGGGUUUCUAAAGUGAAAUACGAGGUGGGAAGGGAAUGCAGCACGGGAUUAUGGAUUAACAGGAUUCUGAGGUUUAGCAGUUUUCUCUUUUCUU